This is a messenger RNA of Linum trigynum, 1864 nucleotides long. Lineage: Eukaryota; Viridiplantae; Streptophyta; Magnoliopsida; Malpighiales; Linaceae. The record is from the annotation of a GenBank genome assembly.
AAUCCCUAUCGAAAGCUGGGGAAAACAUUUUUAUUGGAACAUCGGCCACUAAUGUACCAAUACUAAAAAUGUCAUGCUUCAAGCUCCUCAAGGAAAACUGUAGACGCUUAAACAGUCAUAUCGCAAAGUUUUGGUGGGGUACGACACAAAAUUCAGAACACCCAAUCCACUACUUGUCUUGGAAAAGUCUAGUUCACAACAAAUUCCAUAGAGGUCUUGGAUUCAGAGACUUUGAAGCCUUCAAUCAAGCGUUGCUAGCUAAAAAUUUUUGGAGAAUAUGGACCAAUCCAAAUUCACUUCUCUCAAAGAUUUAUAAGGGUCGAUACUUUACUCAAUGCUCAGUGUUGGAAGCAUCAAUCGAAUCAAACCUUUCGUGGGGAUGGAGAUGUCUACUCUUUGGAAGAGACCUGCUCCUACAGGGACUAAGAUGGCAAAUAGGCGAUGGGCAAAGAACUCGGGCAUUCUUUGAUAACUGGAUCCUGGGGAAUAAACCCUUAACCCCGAGUACCCGGCCCCAUAUUCAAAAUGGAUCACCUAUGGUAUCUUAUUUCAUAAAAGAAGGCCAAGGGGAAUGGGACAUACCAAAACUCCAGAGUUGCUUUGAACCUCAAUCUGUUGAUCUCAUUAGGAGAAUUCCUCUUCCUCGUUACUUACAGGAAGACAUUAGAGUGUGGCACUAUUCCAAGGAUGGAAAAUACACAGUCAAAUCAGGUUAUCACUUAGCUUUGGAAAUAACAUUGGCAUCAAGCCGAAAAACCAAUAGUACAUAUCAUCGACCCUCCUAUUUGGAAAAGACUUGGAAUAUCCAAGUCUCGCCUAAGCUCAAACUCUUCAUAUGGCAAUGCCUCAAAGUCAUACUUCCCAUAGUAGCGGCCCUUCAAACUCGUGGAGUAAACUGCCUUAACCGAUGCCCUGUCUGCUGGAGACAUCGAGAAAGCAUUGAACAUUUAUUCUUCAGAUGCCCCCCCUAGCCAUCAGAUUGUGGACUUUAGUGGGAUUGAGCAACUUUAUUGAGACAACUCAGACUGUUAACUUUAGUCUAUGGUGGCGACAUGUCAUGGUCUCUGAGACCUCUCCAUUCCACAUUCUCCAAUGUGUCUGUUUACUUUGGAGAAUCUGGAAGUAUAGAAAUAAAGUGACCUUCGAAUUUUACCAACCUUAUGUCCGUUCCCUAGCCAGACAGUUCUACAUCCAGGUCCUCGAAGUCCCCAAUCUUCUCCUUCCUCCUCCACCCCGCAGCUCUCUACUCCCAAACCAUCCUGCCACCACUUGGGUCCCUCUGACAGAAGACUUUUUGAAGAUCAACUUCGACGUUGUUGUUUGUGCCACCGGGUGUUCGUCUGGGCUUGUUAUCCUUGGGUCAGACGGGCAUGUGGUGUUGGCGUUCGGGCUGCAGCAUCAAGGAAUAGACAAUCCUUACCUGGCAGAGCUUCUAGCCUUUAGAGACGCUUUCUCCAUCGUAGCCUCAAGAUCCCUGACCCUCGUGAUAGUCGAAGGUGAUUCUGAACUGGUCGUCAACCAAGUCUGUCUAGGCGUCAUAGAAGACUCGAUUGGUGGUCCGCUGUUAUGAGAGUGUCAUCAGAUCCUUAGCUCUUUGUUUGUUUGUAUAGAGUUUAGGGCGGUACCUAGGUCCGCCUAUAGUGCUGCCUAUAGAGUGGCGCGUAAAGCACUGCUUUUGUCUCGUUUAGAGCUAGAAUCUUUUGAUUUUUUGCGGUGGCUUCUUUAGAGUCUUUUAGGGGUCCUGGGUAGAAUUGUAAGUUUAACUAUUAUCCUCCAUCGAUAUCACUCAGAAAUAAAAAAAACCACAAACCAUAAUUGGCAUCCGGGUAGUUAACACAAAUGGUAACAAAACUAUUCACUUUGU